This is a messenger RNA of Rotaria sp. Silwood2, 2352 nucleotides long. Lineage: Eukaryota; Metazoa; Rotifera; Eurotatoria; Philodinida; Philodinidae. The record is from the annotation of a GenBank genome assembly.
AUGAUUUCCAUAAGAGAUAAUUGUUCAACAUAUGAUCCAUGCGGUACAUAUGGUUACUGUCGCGAUAAUUCAAAAGAUGAAUGGACAUGUAUAUGCAAGUUUUGGUGGAAAGGAACAUUGUGUAAUGAACUAUCGAGCGGCGGUAAACAGGUUAUAGCUCUUGGCAUUAUCACAGGUUUUCUUGUUGCACUGUUCUAUGGUCUAGGAUUAUUUCGCUGGAUUGGUAAAAAAAGGCAAGAAGCAGUAAACUAUAAGAAUACAUUAACUAUUGAAACUGUCAAACGAAAAUCUUGUACGAUUUGUAUAAUUGCAACUAAUUCAUCUCGACGAAUGAUGACAUGGAUAACUGUUAUUAGUACUUUUGUUCUUGGUACAAUUGCUAUCAUUAUUAGAUGGAUUAUUUUGAAAAGUAUUCAUAACGAAAUAAUUUAUAAAUUCAAUAAUAAUCAAUCUCUCUUUUAUAAUCGACCAUCUAUUUGUCGUAUAAUUUAUAUGCGAGAAGAAUUUAAUAUGUUUACUUUUCCUGUUGCUUGUUUACUGAUUUUGUUAUUUGUCGUGAUUACAAAACGAGAAUCACAUAGAAAAAAUAGAGUUUGUAAAGGAUAUUUUGGUUUACCAAUUCCAUUAGAUUUUUUUGCACGUAUCAAACGAACAUUUGCUGCAAUUACAUUUGCAAUUUUUGCUGAUGAACUAUCAAAUCUUGCAAACCAAUUCAUAAAUGGAAAUCGUUCAUCAAUAGAUGAAGGUAUAAUCGUCACGUAUGUUUUUCUAAUAAUAAAAGUAUUUGUAAUUGGUUUUCGAUGUUAUCCAAUAUUAGCUGCUGUGUAUAUCGAUACUCGAUUUACUUUGAUAUUAGCUACAUUGUAUGCAUGGUUUGAUUUUAGUAUCACCAUAGCUUUUAAUGGUGUAUGUCGUAAUGAUUAUUAUUCUACAAAUGAUGAUUACAAUAAAACUUAUGGAAGUGGAACAAUAACGUAUUUAACUUAUUAUGGAACAGGAUCAAAAUUAAUUUUCUUUCAAUUAUUUUCCGAUAUUCCUCGUUACUUAUUUUUAUCUUAUGUUAGUAUUAAAUUGCCAAUAUUACUUUUCAAACGUAUUCGAUCUAGAAAAUUGAGAGUUAAACCAUUGACACGUGAACAAGAAUAUCUUUUGCAUUCAUCAUUACCAAACUCGGCUGAAUCACGAUAUGUGAAAAAUCUAUUUCGAUUAACUAAUACAGAAGAUGUAUCAAUGAAUCGAUUUGCACGUCUUUGUCGAUCUAUCUAUGCAUGGCGAAAUGAUUUUCGAUUUUCAUCACGUGUACUCUGUGUUUAUGCAUCGAUUUUCUUUUUACUUUUCUUUCUUACUCUACAGGCAUGUGUUCAAGUUCCUCCAUUUCUCGAUACACUACGUAUUAAGUUACAAAAAUUUAUAAAUUUGUUAAUGAUGUUCAUCAUUCACGGUGAUUUUAGUUUACAACAAAUUGAAGAUUCAUCUUCUGAUUUUCCUAUUCCUGAUCUUGUUCGACCUUAUUUGAUUGCUGUAUUUACAGCUCUCAUAGUGAUUUUUAUACAAUUGCUUGUUUUAUUAGUUUCUAUUCGUCGAAAUCUUUUACAAGUAUUUCAUGGUGAUAACUCAGAGAUUCCGCGACGUAUUUCUUCACAAAGUGUUGAUUACGCCUAUGAAAAUAUUCAUUUUGCCGGUUAUUUAAUCGGUUAUGUUUUAUGGGGUUAUAUAUUAGUAGCAUUUUUUGUUAUGAUCAUAGGUAUUAUAAUUGAUAUAGUUAUUACUUAUGGAAUGGUACGAUUUAUAGAAUCGAUUCUCAAAAAGAUUAUUCCUCCUUUACUUUUUGCCAUUUUUCAAGUCUAUAUGAAUAAAAUCUUAGCACAAUAUGUGUUUCUUCAACAAGGAGGUGAUGUUUUAUCUAUUAAUCAUCGUCGUAUAUUGAUGGUUCACUUAUAUUUUAAUUUUUUUCUCGAUGCAUUUCUGGGUUUAAUUUCGUCAAUUAUUCGUGUACUAACGGGUAUGAUCGGUGGAAUGAUAUAUAUGUGUCGGCUUGAUUGUUCUUCAAUGGGUCGAAAACUUGAAACAUUAGAAGCAGGUUUUAGUGCUUAUUGUGGAUUUAUUCAUAUGGAAUGUGCUCAUCGACAUCCUAUAUUACUUUAUUUUACGAGUGUUCUACUUCGUGAACAUUUGUAUGGCAUAUCAACAACACGUUGGUCAAAAGCACGACGUAAAUGGUAUUUAGCAUUUUUCUUAUUGAAUAAUCCGACGUUUAUCUAUCGAAGAAAAGGAUUUCUUGUUGGAUCACCAAUGAAUGAAAAAAUGAUAAUGUUAAUUAGAAGAAAAAAAUCUGAAAACAGUGUGUGCUGA